This is a messenger RNA of Doryrhamphus excisus (bluestripe pipefish), 1725 nucleotides long. The record is from RefSeq and is a predicted model, not a curated record. Lineage: Eukaryota; Metazoa; Chordata; Actinopteri; Syngnathiformes; Syngnathidae.
UGGUGCGUGAGAUGAAGCGACGGACGAUGACACGGACGUACCAUGUGUCCACCACGCUGGAUUGCUCCUGACUAACAUCGGCCAAAAAUUCAUCACUGCAGCUCUCAGCGGAUGGACUGACUGACUUGCUCUUUUGCUUCUUAUCAGCCGCCGUCAUGGAGGAACCACAGAGGAAAAAGAGUCAACGGCACGAGGGCGCCAAGCCGAGAAAGGUGAGGUUCAAGCUGGCGUCGUCUUACAGCGGCCGCGUGCUCAAGCACGUGUACGAGGACGGGCAGGAGCUGGACAGCCCAGAGGAGAAAUACCCUCACAGCUUCCUCGGCGGAAAUAUGGCACCGCCUGGCCACCUGGGGGUGGAGCAGCUUUGCGGCUAUGACCGGCCUUUGUCGGCCCAGCAGGGUGUCAAUGCUCCAACAGGGCUCAUCGCCCAGAGAAUAAACGUGUACAGAGGACCGGGAGGCUACACGGCUGCUGUGGGCCAAAACCGCCAAGCAGAUGGAGACGCCGACUCGUCGGUGUUGGACUUCGGGAAGAUCAUCAUCUACACCAGCAACCUGCGUGUGAUACGAGCACCGAUGAAGAAGGCUGAAAUGUUGCGCCACUACACGGCGCCCCCUGUGGCCUCGGAGGGCUAUCUGCAGGCUCGUGAACGCGGCAGCAGGAGGCGACCUAAAGCUCUUUGUAGGCAGGAGGGAGAUCAGAAACAGAUGACACACACCGAGAAGACAGGUAGCUGCCGUCAUUGCGGCGGCUCGGGCCUCACCCCGUGCUCGCUGUGUCACGGCAGCAAGCUGUCCAUGCUGGCCAAUCGAUUCAACGAGUCCAUCAGCGAGCUGCGUUGCCAGGCCUGCUACCCUCACGGCCUGGAGAGGUGCCAGUCAUGCGCCGCAAAUUCGCCAUGUUUGGACAACACCACCACGACCAGCCGUGCCUGGCCAGCCACUCAGUGAAAGCUGGUGGUGGUUUAAAGAGGCACACGCAUAAUAAGCCAUGGCUGAAUAGGAGAAUUACUGUAAGUACACAAUCUGAAUACAUUGAAUGCGUACUGGGAAUGUAAUCCCUUUUUUUUAUUUUGUUGUCUUUAAUUAAAAUGAUGCAAACAUUAAGAAUUGUAUUUUUACCUAACAGGAAAGCAUCCCAUUCAUUGGUUUAAUCCUUCCAUUCUUAUCUGUCUGCAGCAGAACAUUAUUUUUUAUUUUUACCUACAGUACGCUUAUGUAUCGCAUGUAUGAAGAAAAGGGUUGUAGACAAAGUUUCAUGUUAAAAUAAUAAUAUAAAUAUUAAAAAAAUAGUCAUUAUUAUCCUCUCAUGUUCAUCUGAUUGGCAGCCACCUUGUCUCUGAAUCUCAAACAAUAUUUUGUCAAAAAGACAUAUUUGUAAACAUACCACUACUGAUAUAUUUCUUAUAGAUCAGGUAAGCAAAAGCAGAUCAGGAACAGGGAUCUCAAACUCAAUUUACUUGGGGGGCCACUGGAGCUAGGAUCAGGGUGAGACUGGGCCGCAUCAGUUUUUAAAAAAAAACAAAAAAACGCAUUUAUUAAAAACAAAAAAAUUAAAAAAACUUUGCUUUGCUUCCGAUUUUCUACAAUAAAAGCUCUGAUAAAACAUUCCACUGUUCUCAAAUAUCUUACUUUUUAUUUUUCUACACAAAAUAAGAUGAAAAAUAAAUAAACAAAUCAAGAAUAAAGAAAAUCAAUCAAUCAGUAAUAAAUAAAUAAAUAUAAU